Molecule: messenger RNA, 1545 nt
Organism: Abrus precatorius (Indian licorice)
Lineage: Eukaryota; Viridiplantae; Streptophyta; Magnoliopsida; Fabales; Fabaceae
Product: protein JINGUBANG
Exons: 1
Coding region: 44-1294 (416 amino acids)
Molecular function (GO): protein binding
Source: RefSeq, a predicted model, not a curated record
UUCAAAACAAAAGAGUCGAAAAGCCAACACAAACCCAACCUCAAUGGGACUUCUUCAUUGUCCCUGUUGCCACUCACAGCACCAAAAUCCACAACCUCAAACCUCCCACCACCUUCAUUCAGAAUCAUCAACCUCAUCCUCCCUCUCUUCACAACCAAGUCUUCCUUCAGUUCCCUCUCUCACCCCACCCUCUCAUCAUCCUCAACAACACCAACCCACACACCAUAAACUCAUCACUACCAUCAAAGGCCACACCUCACCCGUCUUCUCCCUUUCUCUCCACGGCAAGUUCCUCUAUAGUGCCUCUUCCAGCAGCGAAAUAAGAACAUGUUUUAGAGACCCUUUUGCUCUCCAAACCUCAAACAACACCACCAACGUUGUAGCAACCAGCAAAGGAGCCAUCAAGUCACUCUUAGUUUCCAACGACACGCUAUUCAGUGCUCACCAAGACCACAAAAUUCGGGUUUGGAAAAUCGAAACCAGCGAUCCAAACCAUAGGUACAAAUGCAUAGCUACCCUUCCCACGUUCAAUGACCGUUUUUCAAAGAUGUUUUCUUCCAAGAACUACGUUGAGGUUCGACGGCACAAGAAGUGCACGUGGGUGCAUCACGUGGACACUGUCUCUGCUCUUGCUUUGUCCAAAGAUGGAUUUCUUCUUUACUCUGCUUCGUGGGACAGAACAUUAAAAAUCUGGCGAACGUCGGAUUUCAAGUGUUUGGAGUCUGUGAGGAAUGCACACGAGGAUGCCAUCAAUGCCUUGGUUUUGUCCAGUGAUGGGGUCGUUUACACGGGUUCCGCAGAUAAAAAGAUAAAGAUGUGGAAGAAGAAUGAGGGUGAGAAAAAGCAUUCACUUGUGGGAACAUUGGAGAAGCAUAAAUCUGCUGUGAAUGCGUUGGCUCUUAACUCAGAUGGGUCAGUGUUGUAUUCGGGUGCGUGUGACAGGUCAAUUUUGGUGUGGGAGAAUGAUGAUGAUAAUAAUAAUAAUAAUAAUAUGGUGUUGGUGGGGGCUUUGAGAGGGCACACAAAGGCUAUAUUGUGUUUGGUGGUGGUGACUGAUUUGGUGUGUAGUGGAUCGGCUGAUAACAGUGUUAGGAUAUGGAGGAGAAGGGUUGAGAAGAGUUAUUCGUGCUUGGCGGUGUUAGAAGGUCAUACACGACCUGUGAAGUGUUUGGCUAUGGUUGUUGACUCUAAUAAUGGUGGUCCUGAUGAUGAUAAUACUAGUUCUUAUCUGGUUUACAGUGGUGGUCUGGAUUGUGACAUUCAAGUUUGGCAAAUUCGCGUUCCUCUGAUUUGAUUCUUUUUGUAACUAUUACUUUUUUUUCUUCCUCCCCUAUAGUGAUUUUUAAAUAGAAUGAGAAAACGUUCACAUACUGUUAUGGUAGUUGAUUUUUUUACCCUAUUUUUACUCGUAGCGUUUUCACUACAUUGACACAAAAUGAAGAGGGAGAUUUGGAGAUGGAUUCAUACCCUCAAAUUUCUUGCGUGUUAGUUUUAGACUUUCUCAUGUAUAUAUAUAAUCUUCCCAGUCUAAUAAUAUAUUUGAAU